AUGUAUACCCUUGAAGAAGUUCAAAGGCAUAACAAGCCAGACGAUGUCUGGAUUAUUCUACACAACAAAGUCUACGAUGUCACCAAAUAUCUCGAAGACCACCCUGGUGGCAGUGCCAUCUUGAUUGAGGUCGCUGGCACUGAUGCUACUGAGGCUUUUGAAGAAACUGGUCACUCUGAUGAGGCUCGUGAAGAACUAGUGCAAUAUUAUAUUGGCGACCUGCCAUCAGAGGAACAUGCCGAAUCAAUCGAGGUUUAUCGUCCUACCUUUGAGCAAGUUGCGCAAACCGCUGUUGUAUCUGUGAAGCCAUCGCCAAGUCGUUUUCGUUCAUUGGCACUCUCAUUGCUCAAACUUGGCAUGACUGGCGCUUUGGGAGGCAUAGCAGUCACCGGCUACAGCAACGGAUGGGGACAAUUUGCCCCAGUCUUUAAGAAGGUGUCUAAGAGUGCCUCAGCUGUUUUGCACGACCGCCCCGGCUCCUCUGGCCAGUUCUGGUCUGGAUUCGGAAUCGCCAGUGUCGCCCAGCUGUCCCUCACCCUGGGAGUGACUAUGUGGAUUUCAUCCAAGCUGGACGUCCAGCAAGAGUUCACUCACCAUUUGCCUCAUCGCACAUCUCGCCCCGACAGACUCAUCUUCCGAAAAAAGGUCUCAUCAACCGCCAAGAAGGCUCCCACAAAGAUUCUGCCCACAAACCCCCCUCUCGACCCGCGCCAGUUUAAGAGCUUCCCCCUCACCCACAAAGAAGUCGUCUCCCCCAACGUGUACCGAUUUAUCUUCGGCCUCCCCAACACAGAUGAUGUCCUCGGUCUCCCCACAGGCCAGCACAUUGCCCUGCGCGCCACCAUCAACGGGAAAAGCGUCUCCCGUUCUUACACACCCGUCUCCAACAACACCGAUCUGGGCCGUAUCGAGCUCCUGGUCAAGGUAUACCCCCAAGGCCAGAUGACCAAGCACCUCGAGCAAAUGAACAUUGGCGACACUAUUGAGAUCCGUGGUCCCAAGGGCGCAAUGCAAUAUACCACCUCCUAUGCGAACCACAUCGGUAUGAUUGCGGGUGGUACCGGUAUUACUCCCAUGUACCAGCUUAUCCGGGCGAUCUGCGACGACAAGGCCGAUACUACCAAGAUGACCUUGCUGUAUGCGAAUAACACCGAGGAGGACAUUUUGCUGCGCAAGGAGUUGGAUGACUUUGCUCGUGAGAAUCCGCAGAAGUUCUCCGUGCAGUAUGUGCUUUCGCAGGCUAGCGAAGAUUGGACUGGUCACCGUGGGUUUGUCUCGCAGGAUCUGAUCCAGACAUACUUAGCACCUGCGGAUGAGAACAAUAAGAUGCUGCUGUGCGGCCCACCGCCUAUGAUUAAUGCGAUGAAGAAGACUCUCGCUGGACUGGGUUGGAAGGAUCCUAGUGCUGUUUCUAAGGCUACGGAUCAGGUCUUUCUGUUCUAA
Penicillium griseofulvum is the source of this 1443-nucleotide messenger RNA. Its product is annotated as Cytochrome b5. NCBI's taxonomy places the organism in Eukaryota, Fungi, Ascomycota, Eurotiomycetes, Eurotiales, Aspergillaceae. The transcript has 2 exons. Gene Ontology annotation, cellular component: endoplasmic reticulum. The record is from RefSeq and is a predicted model, not a curated record. Bases 1 to 1443 code for a protein of 480 amino acids. Gene Ontology annotation, molecular function: oxidoreductase activity; heme binding.